CCACCCGCAAGAUCCGUUCUGUCGUCCGGUGAGAAAGAACUUGCAAUUAAUCGGAGCACGGGAUCUGCUGCAAGUCCCGCAUCCGAUCAAUCACCGCGCAAAUCACCGAAAAACCCCGUCUGCAAUCAAUGGCCUCGCUGCUGAAGCUCUCGGUUACCGGGCUCCGGGCGUACGGUGCCCGCAGCCACCAGCUCCUGUUACGGCGGAAUAAGGUUAGCAAUGCCGAUCAGUUCCGGGCCGCCCUGGUCAACGUACCACCGACCGAGGUGACGACGCUCGAUAGCGGGCUGCGGGUGGCAAGCGAAGACUCGGGCUCGCAGACGGCCACGGUCGGGCUGUGGAUCGAUGCCGGUUCCCGCUACGAGAACAACGCCAACAACGGUGUGGCGCACUUCCUCGAACACAUGGCGUUCAAGGGUACGGCCAAACGCUCGCAGACCGAUCUCGAGCUGGAGGUGGAGAACAUGGGUGCGCAUCUGAACGCGUACACCUCCCGCGAACAGACCGUCUUCUAUGCCAAGUGCCUGGCGAAGGACGUGUCGCGCUCGGUCGAGAUACUGUCCGACAUCAUCCAGCACUCGAAGCUGGGCGAGGCCGAGAUCGAGCGGGAACGGGGUGUGAUCCUACGGGAAAUGCAGGAAGUCGAGAGCAACCUGCAGGAGGUGGUGUUCGAUCAUUUGCACGCGACCGCCUACCAGGGUACACCGCUCGGCAACACCAUUCUCGGACCGACCAAGAACAUCCAAUCGAUCGGCAAGUCCGAUCUGCAGGCGUACAUCAGCACCCACUACAAGGCACCGCGCAUCGUGCUCGCCGCCUCCGGUGGCGUGCAGCACGGCGAGCUGGUUAAGCUGGCCGAGCAGCACCUGGGCAAGAUCAGCGCGACCGUCGACGGGGCGGCCCAGCUGUCACCGUGCCGGUUCACUGGCUCGGAGGUGCGCGUCCGGGACGAUUCGCUGCCCCUGGCGCACGUCGCCAUCGCCGUCGAGGGGUGCGGUUGGACCGACCAGGACAACGUCCCGCUGAUGGUGGCCAACACGCUGAUCGGUGCGUGGGAUCGCUCGCAGGGCGGUGGCGCGAACAACGCGUCCCAGCUGGCGGUUGCGUCCGCCACCGACAACCUCUGCCACAGCUACCAGUCGUUCAACACCUGCUACAAGGAUACCGGCCUCUGGGGCAUCUACUUCGUGUGCGAUCCGCUCCGGUGCGAGGACAUGCUGUUUAACGUGCAGGGCGAGUGGAUGCGCCUCUGCACGAUGGUCACCGAAGCCGAGGUCGAGCGCGCCAAGAACCUGCUGAAGACGAACAUGCUGCUGCAGCUGGACGGUACGACGCCGAUCUGCGAGGACAUCGGGCGCCAGAUGCUGUGCUACAACCGGCGCAUCCCGCUUCACGAGCUCGAGCAGCGAAUUGAUAGUGUUACUGCUCAGAACGUGCGCGAUGUGGCCAUGAAGUACAUCUUCGACCGUUGCCCGGCUGUCGCUGCGGUCGGACCGGUCGAGAACCUGCCCGAUUACGUCCGCAUCCGCUCCUCCAUGCACUGGGUUCGCGUCUAAACGCUAGCACGAACACCGGCGCUAAUCACAACCUGCCUCACCCUCCAGCCAGCCGGCCAGCCUUCUCCAUUAAUCGCCGAACGAAGAUUGUACUCCCUUCCCAUUGGUUUUGUUUUAUAAAUUCCGCCGCCCGCCCGCCUAUCUUCGUACAUCAUUCGAUCGGCUGGAAAUGGCCCAAAUCGAUCGGUAUGGGCGGCGAGGCGGGUGCGAUGGCGCACGUGGCCCUGCGACCACACUACACUCGUUCCUUCCGAUCAUGUAUAAAUAGUAGGAAAGAAAAAACAAAUUUCAGGAGAUCGACUGUUGCGUAAUGUAAUGCGAUAAACAAUAAAUGUAAAAAGCAACCGAAUCAAACCUCC
Anopheles darlingi is the source of this 1915-nucleotide messenger RNA. It is a transcript of the gene UQCR-C1, whose product is annotated as mitochondrial-processing peptidase subunit beta. The transcript is spliced from 3 exons. Gene Ontology annotation, molecular function: metal ion binding; metalloendopeptidase activity. The record is from RefSeq and is a predicted model, not a curated record. NCBI's taxonomy places the organism in Eukaryota, Metazoa, Arthropoda, Insecta, Diptera, Culicidae. Gene Ontology annotation, cellular component: mitochondrion. Bases 129 to 1556 code for a protein of 475 amino acids.